GCGCCACCGGAUCAUCCUUACGUGCGGACGCUGUACGCAUACCGUACAGCGCUGGUACAGCUCUAUGCGAGAUCACGCCAACUGGACUCUGCAAGUGUGCGAUUUGCCCGCAUGGGAAGCAUAUCACUGUGGUGUCAGUUCGGGUGUGAGUAUCUCGAAACGCCACACCAUCUAUUUGCCAAGUGUCGUCAUUUCGUGGAAACGUGCAACAAGUCGUCGCAGGAAGUGGUUGAUAUAACUUCCAUGCUUCUUUGUGAAGCAAAAACCACUGUUCAAACAACAGAUAUUUAUCUACACCCCGCAUGGCACUUGUUCGUUGACGACACUUUAGUGUGGCCCUUGCACCAGACUCACUAUUGCUUGGGAACUUACCUGCGAUUCAACCAGCAGAUCAAAUAA
Molecule: messenger RNA, 399 nt
Organism: Suillus fuscotomentosus
Lineage: Eukaryota; Fungi; Basidiomycota; Agaricomycetes; Boletales; Suillaceae
Exons: 1
Source: RefSeq, a predicted model, not a curated record